Monoraphidium neglectum is the source of this 837-nucleotide messenger RNA. RefSeq lists its product as hypothetical. Gene Ontology annotation, molecular function: oxidoreductase activity. The coding region runs from base 1 to 837 and encodes 278 amino acids. The record is from RefSeq and is a predicted model, not a curated record. NCBI's taxonomy places the organism in Eukaryota, Viridiplantae, Chlorophyta, Chlorophyceae, Sphaeropleales, Selenastraceae. The transcript has 7 exons.
AUGGUUGCGUCUCCCAAGUGGGCCUUGGUCACAGGAGCCAACCGCGGUCUGGGCUUCGACGCCGCCAAGCAGCUGCUGGCAUCAGGUCGCCCCGUCAUCAUCACAUCGCGCAACGAGGCCGCGGGCGCGAAGGCCGCUCAGGCGCUGUCUGACGCCGCCGCCCCUGGGGCCAGGGUGGAACUGCUCCAGCUCGAGGCCAGCAGCCCUGACAGCAUCAAGGCGUUGGCUGCCCAGGUCCAGGCCAAGUAUGAGGGCCAGAUCGACCUGCUGAUCAAUAACGCAGGUAUUGUUGGCGACGGCACCUCGCCCGCCAACCACGAGGCCAUCCUCAAGACCAAUGUUGACGGCGCCAUCGACAUCACACUGGCCCUGCUGCCACACCUGGCGCCAGGCGCAAGGGUCGUGCAGGUCGCGUCACAGAUGGGCAUGCUCGGCAUGAUCGGCCCCGCAUACGCGGCGUCGAUCAAGGGCGCAGCCACCCUCGAUGACGUCAGGGCGGCUGCCCACAGAUUCGACUCUGAUGACCUGUCUAAGGGCAACCCCAUCGCGCCGUCCUACAGCGUGUCCAAAGCGGCGCUCAUCAGGGCGACCCAGCUACUGGCGGAGAGCCCCGAUUUCAAGUCCAAGGAUGCCUCAGUGGUCGCGGUCUGCCCUGGCUGGUGCGCCACCGACAUGGGCAACGGGUCGGGCGACAAGGUUGGCAUCAAGCCGCCGCGCACCUCGGAGCAGGGCGCCAACUCCAUCGUCUUGGCGGCCGGCGACAAGGUGCCCAACGGCAGCUUCAGCUUUGACGGCGAGCUCCUCGACUGGACAUCCAAGCCCGCGCUGCCGGAGUGA